Messenger RNA from Pangasianodon hypophthalmus (striped catfish), 2327 nucleotides. RefSeq names its product G protein-coupled receptor 75 (gene gpr75). The record is from RefSeq and is a predicted model, not a curated record. The coding region runs from base 380 to 2023 and encodes 547 amino acids. Gene Ontology annotation, cellular component: membrane. Lineage: Eukaryota; Metazoa; Chordata; Actinopteri; Siluriformes; Pangasiidae. Gene Ontology annotation, molecular function: C-C chemokine receptor activity. The transcript is spliced from 2 exons. Gene Ontology annotation, biological process: G protein-coupled receptor signaling pathway.
AUGGCCGGAAAUUGAUGUAAAUCAAAUUGACGACACACUGACAGUUAGUUUCCCAUCAUGCUUCUGCCACUUUAGCGGUUUUUCACGGGCACGCGCAUGCUGUGUCUUCUCUUACAGGUUUGGUCCAAUCGGUGAGAGCUGCAGCUACCGCGCGCGCGCCGCAGCUGUAUUCAGUCUUUUUAUUCCUCUACAUUGCGUGUAUUUCAGUACAGUCGAUUUCUGUUAGCGCUACAAGAUAUACAUUCAUACUGGAAACAGUAUAGAUUAUCAAAAUAGGAAAUUACAAUGUGUACUCCAGGAGAAAACACGCUGCUGGGGGAUUGCUGCACAAUGGGCAAAGUAGUCUAAGGCUGUAAUACCAACCAACUCCAUUUGUACCAUGAACAGCACUGCCUGGCCUUUGGACCUUGCAGAUUUUGCUAGGAGCCAAGCCUUCAACAGCACUCUUGGGCAGACUCCUGUCAGCGGCUGGGCCUUGAUCCACACUGCUACUCUGGCCUCCUGCUCUCUUCUCCUCGUCCUUAUCUUCUGCCUGGGCUCUUAUGGCAACUUGGUAGUGUUCCUCUCCUUCUUUGAUCCAGCAUUCCGCAAGUUCCGUACCAACUUUGACUUUAUGAUCCUGAACCUGUCCUUCUGCGACCUGUUCAUCUGCUGCGUUACUGCACCCAUGUUUGCUCUCAUCCUUUUCCUGGACGUCGGGGACAGUGGAGGUGGUGUAUCAAAGGGCUUCUGCUUUGCCUUUCAUCUCACUAGCUCAGGUUUCAUCAUCAUGUCUUUGGAAACAGUGGCAGUCAUCGCCCUGCAUCGGUUGCGCAUGGUACUUGGCCAGCAGCCAAACCAUGCUGCUUCCUUCCCAUGCACUUUGUCCCUCACUGCCCUACUGUGGACUUCUAGCUUCACCCUGGCAGCCUUGGUCAGCUUAAGAGCCUACCCCAGGAGUGCUGGUCCCUGCCUGCCUCACUUUGGUCUCACGGGGAAUCGGGCAAAGGUGGUGUUGUAUGUGUACCUAGCAGAUUUUGCUUUUUGUGUGGGUGUGGUGUCCAUGUCAUAUCUUCUGAUUGCACAGGCACUGCGAAAGAAUGCCCUGGUUCGGAAGUGUUCUGUUAUCAUGGUGGGUGCCACAGGUCCCCCAGCCGCUCCUCCAGCCUUCAUUGCUGCUGGAUUUGAGGGCAUACAGUGUGCUGUCCAGGUGCCCUCACUAUAUCGUAACCAGACCUACAACAAGCUUCAGCAUGUUCAGACACACCCCUUUACAAAGAGUAGCAAUCGGGCCCUGGUGUCCAGGGCUGCCACACAUGCUACCUGCUGUCAGUUUGUUUCCAACCUGUCCACAGCCAAGGAUUCCAAGGCUGUAGUGACAUGUGUGGUCAUAGUCAUAUCUGUACUUCUGUGCUGCCUGCCCAUGGGUGUGGCUUUGGCACAGGAUGUUUUGUCGCCUGAGAACAGCUUCGUUCACUACCAGUUUGAGCUGUGUGGAUUUGCUCUGAUCUUUCUCAAGUCGGGCAUAAACCCAUUUGUUUACUCCAGGAACAGUGCUGGCUUGCGACGCCGUGUGCUCUGCUUCCUCCAGUGGCUGGCAUUUGGCUCCUUCUGCUGCAAGCACAAGACCCGUUUGCAUGCCAUGGGCAAGGGAAACCUGGAGGUAAACCGCAAUAAGUCCUCACACCAUGAAACCAACUCGGCCUAUAUGCUCUCGCCAAAGCCGCAGAGGAGGCUGGUGGACCAGGCAUGCGGGCCUAGCCAGUCUCGGAACAGCAUGCCCAGUAUGCGCGCCACAACUGAAUGCAAAUCCCAUCCUCCUAGCACCUCCACACCCAUCAACACCCGCAUAGAGCCCUACUAUAGCAUCUACAAUAGCAGUCCCUCAGCUGGACCCAGUUCUCCGAACAGCCUGAAGCCAGUGAACUCUCAGACUACAGGCUUUGCUAAGAGCUUCAUGGCCAUGCAUUAUCACAUCCACCAGGAGGCACUGCAGGACUUUGACAGUACCUCAGCCCAUCAGAUCCCCACACCAUCAGUAUGAAUGCUGUACUGCUUCUAAGCAUAUAUGGAGCAAUAGAAUUGCAGUGUUUGCUUACAUGAUAUACAAGAGAAUGUACAUUGUUCAUUUGUGGUUUUUCAGUGCUGGACUUUGAGAGGCUGUGCACAUUUAAACAGAGUUGAUGGUAAUGCAGACUAUCCACAAAGUGUUACUGAUGUUCCUUGACUUAAGGAUAUUCUAUUUUUACACUGACAUGGAGUUGGUGGCGAAAGUGUCUUUUCAUUAAGAUAAAGUAUUUGUGAAAUUGUUAUACAUUUAAUGUCGUAUUAAAUGUUUUGCAAGUGUA